AUGACUCAGGUGUCAAUCAAGAGCUUCCCCACCAACAGUCAAAAAAGUGCAGUCCCCAAGGACAGGAGCACUGCGUCCACGGAGGCGAAAUCUCAGACUAGCCCGGGUGGCGAUGUGGGUGAGACUCUGGAGGACCUCCAGCAGCAGAAUCAGCUCCAGAGCCUGGCAUCAUCCAACCCAUCCUCCCAGAGACCCCGACGCCGUGGCUGGUCCCAGGGGGUUCUGCCCAAACCAGAACCAGAGGAGGACACAGAACCCUUCAUCCUGGACCUCAGGAACUUCCCUGAGCUGGCCAACGCAGACCUGGGAUCUCACAACCCUAAUAUACAGGUGACCAUCGAGGUGGUGGAGGACCCACAGACAGAGAUGGAGAUGGACCUGGCCAAGGAGGGGGGGGAGGGGGGCCGCAACGACUGGUCCCUGUCAUCGGAGGAGUGGCUGGGCCACAAAAAGCUGUUCUGGCCUCUGUUCUGGGAGUACCCAGACCAGGCUGAGAGCGGGCCUGGCAGCAGGGCCAGCCUAGAGGAACAGGAGCAGCCCACAGAGGACUAUAACUACAACCCUGAGGAGCAGGAACCUGUGCUUAGUGGGACCGGGGGGACUGGGGUGGGGACAGGCGUGGGGGUGGGGGGCGGCUGGGGCAGCCGCUGGAGCAGCAACAACGGAUGGGACUCCAAGGAGAACUACGAGUACGAGGAGGAGGAGUGGAGCGUCUGGUCUCCAUGCAGCGUCACCUGUGGCCACGGCAACCAGAAGCGUAUCCGUUCAUGUGGUUACGCGUGCACGGCGACCGAGUCCCGGACCUGUGACCUGGACAGAUGCCCAGAGUCCUGGUGUGUACACAGCUCCAUGUCUGUUUUAAAACGCUCAAUGAAGGCUCGUACUGCUACCCAGGAAGAUGACCUGUUAGCAGUGACUGAGCUGAUACCUCUGGAGACAACAAAUGGCACUGACUCCCUCGACACAAACGUGGACAGCUGUGACAAGUGGCUGAGCUGUAAGAACGACUUCCUCCAGAAGUACCUCCACCAGGUGCUGACCGAACUACCCAGCUGCCCCUGCUCCUACCCGUCCGAGGCCGUCUACAGCGCCGUCAACAUCUUCGACAAGACGCUGCGUAAGACCUACCGCUGGCGCGACGCCUCCGGCCCCAAAGAACGCCUGGACAUCUACAAGCCGUCCGCUCGCUUCUGCACACGCUCCAUGCUCUCCUUCGACAGCACCACGCUGGCCGCGCAGCACUGUUGCUACGACGACCACGUGAAGCUGAUCACGCGGGGGAAAGGGGCGGGCGCGCCAAACCUCAUCAGUACGGAGUUCUCGCCGGAGCUGCAUUACAAAGUGGACGUGCUGCCCUGGAUCCUGUGUAAAGGGGACUGGAGCCGCUUCCACUCUGUGAGACCGCCCAACAACGGGCUGCAGUGUGCCCACAACCCCACAGAGGACGUGUACCAGGCUGAGCUAGAGGAGGCUCGUGAGUACUGA
Salvelinus namaycush (lake trout) is the source of this 1485-nucleotide messenger RNA. It is a transcript of the gene ism2a, whose product is annotated as isthmin 2a. The record is from RefSeq and is a predicted model, not a curated record. The transcript is spliced from 7 exons. The coding region runs from base 1 to 1485 and encodes 494 amino acids. Lineage: Eukaryota; Metazoa; Chordata; Actinopteri; Salmoniformes; Salmonidae.